This is a messenger RNA of Penaeus indicus, 3287 nucleotides long. RefSeq lists its product as uncharacterized. The record is from RefSeq and is a predicted model, not a curated record. Lineage: Eukaryota; Metazoa; Arthropoda; Malacostraca; Decapoda; Penaeidae. The transcript has 3 exons. The coding region runs from base 490 to 1605 and encodes 371 amino acids.
GUGUCAGUCGCGUCGGUGUGAGCUGCGGUCAUUGUGCGCGGUCUCGUCACGCUAAACAGAAAGGCACUUCCUAGAUAAAAACAAUAUUUCCAGACACAGCAUUCCAUAUUAUGUUAUCUAGCGGUCGCGGAAGAGUGUCCUCUAAAGGUUUACAAAAUCUUCCAUAGAAAAGAAAAACCGAUACAUCAUAUAAGAGAAAGACACAAAUCCACCCUCCGUAGUGGCACAGUUACGAGCCCCGGUACACAAAAGGCGAUCUGAUCCAAGUGGUUGGAAAGGUACGGCAGAGGGCCCGAGGCUGAGCGACCCGGCCGCCGCUAGACCCAACUAGGCAGAAGAAAGAAAGACCCAGAUCCUCGCCUUAGACGACCCCGAGACGGCGAAGGGGAGGCCAACGCAGCAAGUUUUAUAGUACCUGAAUCCGAGUCCCUUCUCCUGGCGGUUCAAGACGAGUGUGUUAUCUUGUCAAGUAAAAGCAAUAUAUCAACCAUGGCUCGCGAAGAAUCACCAGAUGUGAUGCAACUGUUCCUCAAAUACCUGGAAGGAAAAAUGGUUGGCGCUGCAAGUCCCGACAUGCUGUGCGGACCGGAGUGCUUCGUCGGGCCGGAGGUGGGCGAGGACGGCGCCCCCGACCACGCCCUUCUCUACCGCGGGGGCGUCAUCAGCAUCAUCGAGGCCAAGGCUUCAGAGCUCCUCUCCCGCGGCUUCGGCCCGUACCCCCACGUGAACCUCACCACAGAGCACGCCCUCGUCGUCACGCGCGCCCUGGCCACGCUCCACGCUCGCGCCAUGGUCACGGAGGCGACGUCCGGGGAGAAGGUCCAGGCCAAGGCGCUCGCAGGAAGCACCCCCGUCGCCGAGUCAACGUCGCCCUCGGAGGACACGGCGGGAGGCGAGGACGGCGACGCGGCGGAGGAGAAGGAAGAGCAGAGCAGCCAGCAGAGGAUCGCGGAGGCAGGCUGCGUCAAGGACAGGUGGACGGCCCAGGUGUCGCAGCUGCACAUCGUGGAGUCCAACCUGUCGAUCCUGGUGGACGCGUUGCAGAACCUGGGCAGCAACCAGCGGACGGUGCGACGCCUGGAGGCUCUCCGCUCCGAUCUCCCAACACUGACCCAGUUCCUGCAGUUCGCCUCAGCCAUGCAGUCGUGCAGGAUCCCCAGCGUGGGCCCAGUUCAGGUCACCGACGUGUGGGUUCCAAUGGGAGAGGAAGACGAAGAAGUGGUGGCCAUUAGACUCCGCGGAGGCAAGGCUCUGGACGCCCCUCCCCUCCGCGACGCCGCGUGGGUGUGGCUCACUCUGCUGGGCGGGGAGACCCUUCGCGACCGCUACAUGGAGCUCUGCGACGAGUACUGCAACUCCUUCAACAAGGCUCUGCUGCGACUCGAGGCAGCGAAUCAGGUGGAAGAAAUGUCCUACUUCGACGUGAUGCGCGACCUCGGGGAGAACUUCCUGCACGCCUUCAUCACGGUGCUGCAUAAGUUCGUGGUGUCCGGGUCCUGGUACUUCGACCGCCAGCUCCACACCGAAGAAGGGAUGCAAGCGCUCGUCGAAGUCAUCAGCUUCCUGGUGGAUAACGGCAUCGUGGGAUCCAUCUUCGUCAUCUGAUACGUGGUGCUUAGGGGUGUCUCGAGUCGCCGUCCUGGAGAGUGGCUAAGCGCGGGAAGGAAGGAGGGGGACUAGCACUCUCCCCUGCACUAGCUAGCUCCUCUGUACAGAAGCUCCUCGUGUACAGAGUCUCGUAAAUAGCUCACUUUUAUCAUCUAUUAAUAUGAAUAACAAAAAUAACCAGAUAAAAAGUAGAUAAUAAAAAGUAGUGGGUGCGUAUGCCAAGUUAAAUGCGAGACAACGAUAAUGAUGCAAGCAGUUAAAAAAAUGAUAUAUUGUGCCUUUUUUUCUCCGCUGCACAAUGAUCAUGAGAGAAGCUGGAUUGAUGGUGAAUUUCAUAGUGACGCAGUAGAAGAGAUACGAGUGGAGAAAAGAUACGAAUGAUGGCAUAAUUGUGUGAUAUACUAUUAUUAGAUUUGUAAAAAUUAUAUUAUGAAUAAACACACACACGCACACGCGCACGUGCGCACACACAUACACACACGCACACGCGCACGCGCGCACACACACACACACACACACACACACACACACACACACACACACACACACACACACACACACACACACACACACACACACACACACACACACACUACAUCUUAUCCACUCAUGAAUAUAUGCAUAAACUCUGAACAUACUUGUAUAUAGAUAUCUGUAAAUAUACAUAGAAAUGUAGAUAGCAGACGUAAAAAAAUAUCUACACCAUUUCUCAUUACUUUGACAUAACACGUAACCUCCAAACGUCUUCCCCGUCACCACAUUCCCGUCAGCAGAGUGCCUCAGUGCCACAUUGGCUCUCAGGUCACAGCUGCUGUUCGAGUCCUCGGUAAGAUGCAGGCUAGGCUUCGAUACUGUGCUCCUGAAUUAUUUUGUUUCAUAUGCUUUGUUUAGUUCGUCCAUAUACAUACAUAUAUAUAUAUAUGUAUGCAUGUAUGUAUAAACGAACAGGGUACAGAUAUAUGGAUAUAUAUAUACAUAUAUACAUAUAUCCACACAUAUAUACAUAUAUAUAUAUAUAUAUAUAUAUAUAUAUAUAUAUAUAUAUAUAUAUAUAUAUAUACAUAUAUAUAUUAUAUAUGUAUAUAUAUGUAUGUGAGUAUGUACUUAAACGCAUUUGAAUAAUGAUCAGAAAAUCAUUGGCCAAAUGAAUAAUAUUUCUCUUACAUAUUUCACACAGGAGGUAGUAGAAUGUCAUAUGUUUUUUUUUUCCUCAGUGUCAUCUGUUUUUAUAAUCAAAAAUAUGCUGACGUUAUUUAUUUCAUACUGAGGAAGUUUAGUCUGCCUUUUCUUUAAACUUAAUGUCUACUCUCAGGUAUUUUUAUUGAGUGUCACAGUUAUUAUUCUGCACAUAAUCUUAAUAUAGCAUUAAGACACUGUUGCAUGAAAUUAUACAAUUCAUGUACCAUAUCUGAUCUCAUUACAAGAUAACAUAACAUGAUAACUGACUUAAUAAUGACAAAACGAAUCAGUGUUUCAACCCGUGUACAGAAUUCCCCGUGUGGGAAGCUGCUGUUAGAGGUUUUAGAGGCAUUGACACACCCCAGUUUUAGUUUUAAGAACGAUAAAGCGUAUACCGUAACCAUUGGCGGCUUUCCAUACAUAGAAAGUUUCAAGGCAUCUGAUGAGUAAAGAAAAAAAAAGUGUUAACCUCGACGAUGAGUUGUUGUUUUUUUGGCCAA